Messenger RNA from Mesorhabditis belari, 924 nucleotides. NCBI's taxonomy places the organism in Eukaryota, Metazoa, Nematoda, Chromadorea, Rhabditida, Rhabditidae. The record is from the annotation of a GenBank genome assembly.
AUGCUUGGACCCGAGCUUUCAAUGGAUGCUCCAAGGAUUUAUCGUGUGUCGACAGCCGAUCCGAUAACGCUGUUUGGAUUAUGUCGCGAAUCGAUGCCCCAUUUCUUGAGCCGAUUCUCCGCUUUGCAUCCAGAGCAAUCGAUUUUUGGAGCGUUCAUCGAUCACCUUCGUCAUGUGCAUUUCACUUCAAAUGCCCUCUUGACGGUGCUCGUCUUGGCCGUUCUGUUCACCGUUUUUCGCUACAUUUUGCAAUAUGCCACAAAAUCAUGGGUUCGUCAUCAUCACGUGAGUCCCCUGUAUUCGCAUAAAAUUGCCGAAGCUGUUUGGAAGUUGGCCUACUAUGGCUCGGCGUGGCUUUUCGCGCUUUUCAUUCAUUACAACGAGUUGCCCACUUUCUCCGAUCCGCUCUCAAUGUGGGAUGACUGGAAAAAUGGCACUAAGCCGGCUUACAAACCGCCUGUCGUCGUUCUCUACGCAAUACAGACCGGCUUCUACACUCACUCUUUAUGGGCCACUUUGUACAUGGAUCAAUGGAGAUCCGAUUCGAUUAUCAUGCUCGUGCAUCACUUUGUCGCCAUCGCUUUACUAGCUUUAUCCUACGUGGACAAUUACACUCUUGCUGGAGCACUCGUUUUUCUUCUACAAGAUAAUUCGGAUGCGAUACUCGAGAUUGCAAAACUCUGUGUUUACUUGAAAAAGCGCACAAAUGGUGACUUUUACCCGUCGCUUGAUUUAGCCGGAAAAGUGAUUCUCCAAAUUUUCGGAAUAGUUUGGAUGAUUUUUCGACUCUAUUGGUUUCCAUGCAAAUUGUUAUACGCUUGUCUAUAUGGCGGGGUUUAUCUCGGGCCACAGGAUUCUCCAGUCUUUUCGAUCAUCGGCUCACUCUUGAUAUUGCUUUAUUUUCUCAAUGUUUUCUGGUUUAAU